Mugil cephalus (flathead mullet) is the source of this 1362-nucleotide messenger RNA. Its product is annotated as cornifelin homolog A-like. The transcript is spliced from 4 exons. The coding region runs from base 190 to 564 and encodes 124 amino acids. Lineage: Eukaryota; Metazoa; Chordata; Actinopteri; Mugiliformes; Mugilidae. The record is from RefSeq and is a predicted model, not a curated record.
GUCGGAGGUGUUAGUCAGGAGUGGACAGACGGGACGGACCAGUCAGGGACAUCCAUCCCCUGCGAUGCUGUCACGUCUGCUGCUGUCUGCCGGCUCUAUAAGACGCCCCGGUGUCUUAGAAGUCCACCAGUCAGAAUUCACCAAACUCUGCUUCUUCUUAACAGAAAGCAACAGUUUGCAGCCGAAAACAUGUCGGUUAAAACGACUGUCAACCAACCCCGUCCCUUCAUCAUGACCAGUGCCUCCAACGAGUGGACCUCCGGCAUCUGUGACUGCUUCCAGGACCUGCCGCAGUGUUGCCUGGCUUUUUGGUGCUUUCCGUGCUUCGCCUGUAAGACGUCACGCGAGGCCGGGGAGUGUUUGUGCUUACCUCUGCUGGACUCCUUUGGAAUCAUCCCUCCAAUGACCGUGGCGCUCAGGGCGUCGAUACGGCAGAGAUACGGCAUCGAGGGAACACUCUGCAAAGACUGCGUGUACGGCUUCUUCUGCGGACCGUGCAGUUGGUGUCAGAUAUCAAGAGAGAUGAAGGCGAGGACGACUCCCAUCACCUUCGUGGCAGCCUGACAGGAACAAAAAGGCCUAAACCCCAACGACUGUAUCAUCACAAUUAAUACACGCGUCAUCACCAUCAUUGCAGCUGCCAUGCUGUUUGGAACAGAACAGUGCCACUGAGACUGAUUCCUGAUCUGCUUCAGGCACGUCUGCCUCUGAGGAAUGUGACUGAGCGUCAGAUAAGCACAUGAGGGUCUCAAAUGUUGCAUAAUGACAGACGCCGCAGACUCCUGACUUCCAGUGAACUAUUAGCAGAUAUUAAUGAGAACUCAUCAGUGAGGCACAGUAAUUAUUCCUCUAUUUAUUUAUAUCCACCUCUGCAUUUUAACUGGAUAUUCCUUUCUUUUCCUCAAGCCUCUUAAAAUUUCCUGUGGAUUGCUUGGCCCGAAAGAUUUGGUGCUAUCUUUCAGACAUAUAUACACAUGGGUUUGAUUUCACUUUUUAUAUGGAUGGUAAAUAAAUUUACUAUAAGUUAUUCAUCAUUUUAUUGCUGCUUAAGUAUUUUGAGUUAGUUCCAUACAUACAUGGUUCCAAUGGUGUCAAAAUAAUGUGAGCAUUUGCAUGUUUAUUUUAAUUGAAUCUGGGACUAUUCUAUUCACCUUUGAAGUGUACUUCAAUUGUGUACUUCAAUAUAAUGAAAUUAGGAGCUUUGUGGAGUUCUCACCCUCUGACUGUUAUGUUAUGAUCGAUAUUCUCCCCCCUGUUGACUGGUGAAGGCCACUCCUUACAAAGUGCUAGAGGAGGCCCAGAAUGGUCCGAUGACAGGGAGAUCAACAUGUGAGCAUUAAAAACACAAAGACUUAAUCAUAA